Molecule: messenger RNA, 8724 nt
Organism: Siniperca chuatsi (mandarin fish)
Lineage: Eukaryota; Metazoa; Chordata; Actinopteri; Centrarchiformes; Sinipercidae
Product: oxygen-regulated protein 1-like
Exons: 4
Coding region: 101-7963 (2620 amino acids)
Biological process (GO): photoreceptor cell development; intracellular signal transduction; axoneme assembly
Cellular component (GO): axoneme
Source: RefSeq, a predicted model, not a curated record
GUUAGUUCAACAGCAGUCAUCAUGUAGAGCACAGAAUAACAUUUCAUGGAUCCUUUCAAAGCGGUUGGGAAUUUUAUGAUGCCGGCGUAGCCAAUCAGCAAUGAUGAAUGACACGGGGCUUCGGAGGAUCCUCCCUGACCAGUCAUCAGGGAGUGGACACACCUUUGGCACUCCACGCCACCCAAGCAUCAUCGACCCUAUCCUAUCAAAGAGGGUCUGCUUCUACAAAAGUGGAGAUCCUCAGUUCAAUGGUCUGCGCAUGGUCAUCAACAACCGUACCUUUAAAACAUUUGAUGCGCUCCUGGACAGUCUCUCUAAAAAAGUUCCUCUGCCAUUUGGGGUGAGGAACAUUACCACUCCUCGUGGGGUUCAUGCAAUCUAUACCUUGGAUGAACUGGAGGAUGGUAAAUCCUACAUCUGCUCUGACAGCCGCAAGGUAAAACCUAUCGAUCUGGCACUGGCCAGGAAGAAGCCGCCGCCCUGGUACCACACCAGGCCUGUUAGUUCCCAUCGUCGGACUGUGCAGCAGGCCAGGUUUUUCCCCGGUCAGAACAUCCACAAGGAGCUGGUGUUUGUGCGCACACCAAGGAGGCUACUGGUUUUUCGCAAUGGUGACCCCACUGUAAAACACUCUGUGGUGCUUCACAAGAGGACUACACCCACUUUUGAGUCCAUCCUGGAAUAUAUUUCAGAGCUGAUCCAGUUCCAUGUGGUGAAACUACACACACCUGAUGGCAGACGUGUGGAUGGUCUUCCAGGCUUGAUAUUGUGCUCUGGUACUGUAGUGGCUGCAGGCAGGGAGCCAUUCAGGCCUGCAAAUUACAAUGCACAGAAAUCACCAGCUCCAACAAUGCUGCCUAUCAAUCGAAUGGGUCUCAGAAGACUAAAGGCUUUAAACCGUAAAAAGAAGUCACGAUCAUAUACUUCAAAGUCAAGAAAUUUCUCCCCCUCAUCUGAGAAGUACAUCGUGAAUCAGAUCCAUAACUCCAUCGCAGAAGGUUCAUGUGACCUACCCAGUAACCCCACAAACUCUGUUGAGUUGGAUUCGGGUCGUAUACUGGAGUCAGUAGCAGAAACGGAGUGCUUGCUGCCCACAGAGGACGACAUUGAGAAGUCCUUUAGAGUGAACCAAGAUGGUAGCAUGACAGUGGAGAUGAGGGUGCGGCUGACAAUUAAAGAAGAGGAAACCAUCCAUUGGACGACCACUCUAAAACGCUCAAGUGUAGCCAAUCAGCUUAAUGCGACCUGUCUACCCGAGCAUGAGUCAGGGCAGGAGAUUGGCUCACUAAAAUCAAACUCACUGGAUUUACAAAGUCCCGCUGCCUCCAUCGACACCAUCAACAAGGACAAAACUGAGGAUAACAAUGACGAGGAUCCACCAUCGCUGGGCAAUGGAGCUUUCAGUGAAAGUAGUAAUGAAGAGGAUAACAUCAAAGUACAGAUGGAUGUGGUGUCCCCUAGGAGAGCUCCUACACCAGGGCACAAGCAAAUUAGAAAAAAGCAACCCUCUAUGGAAAGCAUAAAAUCAGUGACAGCAGGGAUGGUUGGUUCUUACUCCUACAGAGAGCAGACAGAAGAUGGAGCCAUGACAGACCAGUACUACAUGGUCAAACAGAGUAGCACUAGACCAGUGCCCAAACCUAGAAGACUUGGCUCUGUAGAUGCCAACAAUAUAAACAGCAGAAAUUUAUCCACAUUCAAAACAGCAGGGAUGACUGAAAUCCUACAGAUUGAAUCCAGAGAGGAGGCCACUGAAACUGUCUUACAUAUAUAUGAACAGCACACCUGCCAGGAUAAUUUCCUUGCAAACCUUUGUGCACAAGGUAUGUCUGCUUCUGGGGUUCCUUUAUGUAGGCCAGCUACCUCAGACACUGGACAGCUCUCCUCCAAUAAUGAGUUUGAACCUGAGCUCUGGAGACCGUCGACAGCUUCUGAGUCAAUUAGCAUCUGGAGAGCUGAGAGCAUGUCACUAACAUCUGAUUUAACCUUGCCCUCACUUCAGACUGGUGCAAGUCAAGGAUCAAAUGCUCAGCAACGAUUCCCAAAGCCCACUCAAGGCAAAGACAAGCCCCGACAAAGAGAGGUCGAUAAAUAUAAGAGGGUAUCCUCGAAACCCAAAGUGAUCAACAAACGUGCCUGUCGGCUUAUGUCACCAGGGAAAAGAAAAAAUGAAAAUUCUGCAGAAGCAACCGAGAAACGUAAGAAAGUGAAAACUUUCUCUAGCGCUGGGUUCAUUAAGAAAAUUUAUGGGACUAAAAUCAAAUUAGCAAAGAGCAUGAUGAAGCUUAAAAAGGGACCAACACAAAAUGGAGAUGGGGGUGUUACACCAAAGAGCUCACAACAGUCGGAUGACACAAUAAAAUGUAUUCUCAAAGACCCAAAUAUACCAUCAGCAUUGAAAGAAAACACUAGUGAGACGGUUUCUUUUGAAAAAAGCAGGCUGAAUGUUGCUCCCAAUGAAGUAAGCCAACCACGGGGAACACUGACACGGCAGACAUCAAUGCAUCAGGAGAAAAAUAACACAAACGAGUCCUAUGAUGUCAGCGAAAGCUUAUCACUGCCUGCUUUUAUCUCCUCCAGCUCUGUUACUAAAGAAUAUGUGGCACACUGGCUGGAGAAAGCCAAUCUUAACCCCACAGCCCACCCAGAUGAGGAAAGCAAAACAUUAGAAGCAAAAGCUGUUGCUCGUGUACAAACAGAAAAUGGCAGGUGUGGGGAGUCUGAAAAUAAGAAUGGCUUGAUGAUUGUGGCAGAGGAGGUAAAAUAUUUGGAGGAGACAUCAGAAAAACAAACGUGUCAAACUCUCAAAACUGACCUACUGCCUGAGAAUGUACAAGGAGCUUCUGUCAAACAGAAAAUCCAGUCCUUUGAAAACAAAUCAAGUCAAUCAACAGAGAAAACCACAGUCAAUCAGCAAAUUGUCCAUAGUCAUACAACUACUACAAACACAGAAAACUACACUAGUUUAGCUCAGAAUAAUAUAGAAGAAAUAACGCAUCUCUCGAAUCAUAUCUGUUCUGAAAUAAUUUCACCAACCAAUAAGACCUCAACAGAAAUGCCAUCAAGCAGUGAAGUGGAAAAUAAAUCAAGUCCAAUCAAAAUCUCACUUCAAAAAGCAACACCUUCCAAUACACUUUCAAUGGAGCUACCACCACCACCGCCACCUGCUGAAAAUACAGACCUAUCAAACUCUGAAUAUUGCGUGAUGGAUCUAUCCUCCGUGGCCAGCAGCCCAUUAUACAGGCUCUCAUCAGUGAGCAGUCAAAUGUCAGAUAAUCAUCCAUUAUCCAUCAGUCCUACAUCUGACAAGGCCAUAUCACCUACCGACCACACAAUGGAAAUGACAACAUCAGUUCAGACUGACAUUCCUUCCACGCUGGGAGAAGCACCAUUACCAAGAACUCCAUCUAUUAAAAGGGCCCCUUUGGUUAGUAAUCUGUCUCUUGACAGGAAAAUGUCUCUCAGAAAGGCUCGUCUCGAUAAAUAUACUUUAUGUAGCGAUGCCACUUCAGAGACAACCACAUCACCUACUCCCAUCAACAUAGCAGGUGAUAAUGUGCUGCCAAACGGCAUCUGUUCAACAGGGACACAACAACCGAGUGAAACCCCACCAGAAGAGAUACAGCACUCAAACAGCAUAUUCGAUUUGGGAAAUAGUCUGACAUGUUGUACUUCCACAUCUCCUAAUAGUUCAACAUCUGAAGAGAGAAUGUCAUCAGCCAGUAUUUCAUCAAAUGAGACUCCAACACCAAGUGAUCUUCCAUUUAAAGAGACAAAAAUGAAUAAAACACAAUUUUUAACUCAAAAAGAGGCAUCAUCACCUAAAGCCUUGGUGAAAAAAGUUAAGCUUAUGAGCAGUCCAUCUCCAGAGAGAAAAUCCCAAACCAAGAAAUUAUCUAUUGAACAUCCUCAUAACUUUUCGAAAUUACCAUCAUUACAUAACCACCCUCCUGAUAAAACUAUGUUGCCAAAUAUUGGAACACGAAAACAUGCAACACCAAAUGCUAGCCCCUCCACUGAGAGAAAGCUUUAUAAACCUAAAUUGCAAAAGAGACCGUCUCCAUAUUCUCAGUCUCUGGACAUGGUGUCACCACCUGUCAGACACAAGUCAAGUAGAAAGUUGCUCUCCAGAAAUCUCUCCUCAGACAAUGCAUCAGAGCCGACAACUAAGACACAAAGGAAAACAUCAUCCGAAAGAAAGGGUCACCAAACACCACAUUCAAUAAAAUCGGCAGCUGAACUGGACAGAACACUAACUUGUAACACUCUCGUGCCAUUGGGAGCUGAUCAGAGUGAUGACAAUAAGGUGAACAAGACAGAUGACCUCAUAACAGCAAGUCAAGAGAACUCCAUGACAGAAACACAAAUAAUGCCACAGCCAUUAAACAUUGCAAAUCAGCCAAACAUGAAACCAGUGCUUGAGGAGAUUUACUAUUCAAUAAAGUCAAUUAGACAAAUUACACAGAACAAACGUCCAUCAUGUUUGGAAAAGUCCAAUAGUCUGCCUGACUUCUCCUCUCAUGUGGCCUCUACGUUUGGCUCAUCAACUAAAGCUCUCCUUGCUUUCUUGUCUGUCAUGACUCUAAAGGAAGGCAUAACUAACCUAAAUAUGGAUGUGCUGAAUGCAAACAAUGUCAGCUGUGCUGAGGCUUUAAAAAUGAUUGAUUCUCUCAGAGAAAUUGCCAGCAUUGAGGAUUCCCACAAGUUAAAAGUUAGUUUGUCAGAUUUACAGCAGUCAGCUUCGAAGCAGCUCCUGCGAAGUUGGAAGGGCUUUCAGGAGCUCAAGAGUCGCAGCUCAACACCAAAUGAUUCACAGCAAGAACUCGUAGCUGAGGCUAGUCCUGAAAAAGAAUGUGGCAUUGAUGAAAAUGUUAUUGAUGAGAUCAUGGAUAAUCUUGACAUACCUGAGAAGCUCAAGGACGAACUGGCCUCUCUUUCAGUGGGUGUCAAAAGUGACAGUGACGAUAAAGAAAAGAUGUCUGCCAGGAUUAUCGAAAAAGUGGAACUGUCACCAAAAGAUCACAGUAAUGCUAAGAUAUCCCAUUUCUCCACAGAAGAUGGUGUUAAUGUCAGGGAUGUUACUCAAGAUGAGAAAGCUAAUGUUGAUGUGAGCUCCAUCAUUAAAAAAUUCACAGACAUUACCCAGCCAAAACAAUCCAGCACAGGUAGUAUAGCAGAGACAGCGAAGCACAAACCAACUGACCAGGCAACUAAAGACAAGGACAGCCAAUAUGGGCAGAAUGGUGUGGCCAAAUGUCCACCAACUGAACCUAAUGAACCUAAACAGAUACCUGAAGAAAGGCAGCUUUACAGUACAGUAUUGUUUGUAAAAGAGAACAGGGAGGGUAUGCAGUCAUGUAUGGAUGCAGUAAAUCAAGAAAAUCAGGGAGAGAAAAAACAGCAGCAAGGCCACAAUGAAGACAAAUCAAAUGAAGAAAAGGCAAACCUGAAUAGAGUAGUGAACAGCAAGAAAAAUCUUGAACAAGAAAGUUGUACCUCUGAGGUAGAGGAGCAAGACAUGGAAGGUAAUCAGCUGCAGAUGCACAGUGAGGAGAGCAUGAGUAUCCCUGACAAUGAGCUUACCCAUGAUGACGAGUCAGGUUCGGAACAGGAAGGGCAGAACAUGUCAAGCGCCAAUAAAGAUUUAGAGCAGAAAGUGAGUUGUGAGCGAAGUGUAUCUAGCUCAGAAGGAGGUGAGCAACAUAGUUCAGAAGAGGAACCAGAAGUUGAAUGUGAGGAGAUACAACAGGAGAGCAGGGAAAGUGACAGCUUGUCCAACCCUGAAAGUUACUCUGAGGAGGAAGAGGACAAGCAACCAAACUCCAAUAACGAUGUAGAACUCAAUGUAAGAGGGAAGGAGAGAAUAUCCAGCCCAGAUAGUCAAAACAAGUCUUUGUCAGAGGAAGAGGCUGAAUGUAAGGAGCUCAGCAACAAAGAUGCUUUGUCUAACCCAACAAGUCCAUCUAACUCAGAGAAGGAACAGCAGAGUCAAGCAGGCUGUAUGGGAGUGAAUGUCAGUGUUGACAAAAGCACAUGUAACUCAGAUGUGGAUGAGCCAUCAUCAGAGGAAGAGCAGCCUGAGGUUGAAUGUAAGGAACUAAAGGUUAUCAUUGAAGAAAGUUUGUCUGGCAAUGAGGAAGAGCAGGAGAGCAUGGGGGAGGAAGAACACCUUGAUGAUCUUCCAGAUCAAACAAAAAAAUGUAAAGAGUUAAAGGCUUUGAUAGAAGACACAGAGGAGGACCAGGUCAGCUCAGAUGAUGAGGACCACCAUGCUGAUAAAACACAAAUUUGUGAUAAGACUAGAAGUCAGAAUACUGUAGAAGGGGAUCUAAGCUGUUUGAUAGAAAAUCAGGAUUCAUAUAUCAAGAAAGACAAUAGCAGUUUGAUAAUGUCUGACAGUUUAACAAAGCGUUAUAGAUUUAAUGCAGAUGAGGAUAGUGGGAAUGACCACAGUAGCUGUGAAGAACAUGUAGAGGUAGAACAACCAAAGGUUGAAGGUGAACAAAUUACCAGCUCAAUUGAAGAAGAAUUGAGCAACUAUGAAAAAGAGUUCAGCUCAGGGGAGGAAGAUGUUAAUAUAGACAGAUACAUAAAAGAGAGCUGUACAGAAUAUCAGGAAGCUCCUGCAUUGGCAACACAGCCUGAAGUUACAAAAUGUGAAAAGGUUGUGGAAAAACUAAAGUAUCGAUCUGAAGAAAUAGUAUCCCAAUCUGUAGCAGAGAGAGUAAUUCUUCUGGAAAAGCAAGUUGCUGAUGCCCAGAAGAGAAAAAAUACAACAGAAAGUUCUCCCAAGAGACGUUUCUCACAAAGAAAUGUCUGUCUUGAGUUGGAUGUUGAGGAUUCACCCUCCGAAUUGCCCACAUCUCAGUCGGCUCUCAGCACCCGAUCAGCUCCUCAGUCAUCAUUAUCUUUCAGCUACGAUUCCAGUGGUGUUAUAACCUCAGAGCCUGAAGGCAACAGGGUCAGAUCCAUCAGGGAAAUGUUCCUGGCAAAGAGUGCCACAGAUAUCCAGCCUGGACAUAGACGUUUCCCAAGCCCGAACGCAUCAGAUCUAUCUGAGUUAAGAGCAGAGACCUCAGCUAGUGGCGGGUAUCAGUCUCAGAUCUCAAGUGAGCUUUCAAGCGGUGAAGACGAUUCAGCAAGGAAAUCCAUCACUAAAGGUUUUGUAAGAAGAACAAUUGAAAGGCUUUAUGGCAAGAAAGAUGCUAAUCCUGAUGAGGAAGCAAGUGAAAGGCCCCCAUCUGCACCAAAACAGAAAAAGAAAGAACAUUCAAGCAUUUUCUCUCCUUUCCACAAAGCUGGGUCCAAAGCAAUGUCUGAGUUGUCUUACUUCAAUUCCGCUAAUGCACUGGACACCUUAAGUGAAGCAACUCGUUGUGUUGCUUUUAAUGCACAAGUCGGGCCCAAAGACAGUGUCCCUAUUGAUAAUGGACAAUGGCUCCUUGGAGGGAACACACUGAUCAGAAAGUCUGUUUCAGACCCAGUUGGAAUAAACAAAACCUUCACAAACUCUCCUCAAGGCGAAGGGAUGUGCGAGGAUACAGAAGAGAACACACCGUAUUCCCUUUUCAGCACAACAUCUGAACUGGAAGACAAGAAGUCAUUUUCAAGGAAGUGCACCUACUUUUCUUUGCCCCAUGCCAGUGACUCAGAUGCAUGUCAGGAUGACCUGAGCAUAGUUAGCAAGAGCAGUGCGAAUGGUGACAGUCUCACAGAUACAAAGGACAAUUCAGAGGACACCAAAAUGUGGGCAGAGAGGAAUGGCACACUGCCAGGUAUUGGUCUUGCUGACUUUAAGAUGAUGGAUAACAAAGUGCACCCGUUGACAGAGCUUCCACCUGAUGGUGAGGUUGUAGUUGUGCAGCCUGGGAAAGGUCAGGGUGUUAUGAACAGAAGACUUCAGGAGCCUGACAUGUUGGACUUACUGUACAAUUUUUGUGGUCAGAAUUGUCCCAUCCUCUAAGGACAUUUUCUUUUAGCUUUUUAAAACACAAUCACAAAACAAGGACCAAGGACCUUUUUGUCUAAAUAAGUGUACAUUGUUGGGCUAUAGUAUAAUAUAUUGUCUUUGGUGCCUAAUUUUUGAUGUUGCCAUAGCCUUGGCAUAAUACACUAUCAUAUGUAAACUCAUUUGAGCUAACUACCGAACGUGUAACAAUGUGUCACCGAUGCACAAGCCAAUGGAUUUACCUUUAUUCAACCUUCAUAUUUUACCAUGCAUGUUAAGAGCUUGUGAUCAAUUUGUCCAUUUGUACGCCUUCUUUAGUGUAAACUUAGUGAAUGUUUUUUCGUAACAACUUGUGUUUUUGCCACGCACACUCCAAAGCAGCUCUUUUCUUCUUAUGGGUUUGCCUGUCAACAAAACAUGUACCCAGAGCAUUACUGUAAUCUUGUUUUAAAACUCUUAAAACAGAUCAAGUCCCCGCAGAUGUCAGGCAAUAAGGCCAAUCCCUACUGCACUUAGUGAACGGGUCAGUUUGUAGUUGCAGAAAUUAUCAGUUAAUACUCUGUGUGAUGCUGGAUUUAACGUUGUUUUGUAUAUUGGUUGUCUAAAGUGUAAAUAAGAUAUUUACUGAUUUUCACUAAGUAACCAUAGGUUAACACAUAUUUACGAUAACCUGACCUUUAUAAUUAGGAUAAUGGGUUUAUGGUUUUCAAUGUGGCAGCUGUGACAAUUUUGUCUCUUUAAAUUGAUGUGUAAGAAUAAAAGUGUGUAUUUACAAA